UCAGCUAUUCUCACUUCAGCGUGGAUACAAUACGUGGCGCGUGGACGCGGCGCAGAAACGUGCUGUUCCUUAAAGAUGUGUCUCCACGCAGACCUCCUCCUCCUUCCACGCUGCCACCUCACUCAGUCGGAGCGGGAGCUGGAGGGAAGAGCAGAGCGGACGAGGUGGAAGGAGUGUCUAAAUAGAAAGCACCGAGGCUUUUUUUACUUUAUUUUGGUGGCCGAUGGCGCCGAUGUGGACGAUGGCGCUGAUGUCGAAGAUGUGGUCCGUGAAAGUGCUCGGCCUCGGCGUUCUGGUCGUCCCGCUCAGUCUGGAGCUGCUCGGCUGGAUCUUCAAACGCUGCAGGUCCAAACGAAUCCUCAACGAGGUUCUGUUCUUCCCCUCGGAGCUGGCCUGCGUGGAGCACGUCUUCACCCCCACUGGAGUUCCGCCCUGCGUCUGCCCGCUGCCUCACGGCCUGGAGACGUCCUUCUCCCGGCUGCUCCGCCACAUCCUGUCGGCGUCCUCGUCCCUGGACCUGUGCGUCUUCUCCUUCUCCAACCCCCACCUGAGCCGGGCGGUGCUGCUGCUGCACGGCCGGGGCGUCAACGUCCGGGUCCUCACCGACAAGGACUACGCCGAGAUCACCGGCUCCAAGAUCGGCGCGCUGCGCAUGGCCGGGAUCUGCGUCCGCUCCGACUCCACCUACGUCCACAUGCAUCACAAGUUUGCGGUUCUGGACGGCCGGCGUCUCGUCACCGGCUCCCUGAACUGGACCAUGGGGGCCGUGCAGAGCAACAAGGAGAACGUGCUGGUGACGGACGAGCCGGGCCUGGUACGGCCCUUCCUGGACGAGUUCCUGGAGCUGUGGGCCCGCAACGACCCGGUACAACUCCGCCAGAACCAGCAGAACCACUGGAACCACCGGAACCACCGGAACCAGUGACCCGGCACGACUCCGCCGGAACACUGCAAAAACUCAAAAUCAAGAACAAGAAUAUUUGUCUUAUUUCUAGUUAAAAUGUCAUUUUUAGUCAAAAAAAAUCUCAUUACACUUAAAACAAGACUCAUC
Cololabis saira (Pacific saury) is the source of this 1051-nucleotide messenger RNA. It is a transcript of the gene pld6, whose product is annotated as phospholipase D family, member 6. The coding region runs from base 224 to 925 and encodes 233 amino acids. The record is from RefSeq and is a predicted model, not a curated record. Lineage: Eukaryota; Metazoa; Chordata; Actinopteri; Beloniformes; Belonidae. Gene Ontology annotation, molecular function: RNA endonuclease activity producing 5'-phosphomonoesters, hydrolytic mechanism. Gene Ontology annotation, biological process: piRNA processing. The transcript is spliced from 5 exons. Gene Ontology annotation, cellular component: mitochondrion.